GCCGCGAAGAAGGAGGAGGAACAGGAAAGGGUCGGGCAGUGGGGGAUUAGGUCGUUCGGCGGCGGCGGCUCUCUUCCGGACCGACGAUGGACAGCCAGGGCAGGAAGGUGGUGGUGUGCGACAACGGCACCGGGUUUGUGAAGUGCGGAUAUGCAGGCUCUAACUUUCCAGAACACAUCUUCCCAGCUUUGGUUGGAAGACCUAUUAUCAGAUCAACCACCAAAGUGGGAAACAUUGAAAUCAAGAAUAACAAAAAGAUGGAUCUUAUGGUCGGUGAUGAGGCAAGUGAAUUACGCUCAAUGUUAGAAGUUAACUACCCUAUGGAAAAUGGCAUAGUACGAAAUUGGGAUGAUAUGAAACACCUGUGGGAUUAUACAUUUGGACCAGAGAAACUUAACAUAGAUACCAGAAAUUGUAAAAUCUUACUCACAGAACCUCCCAUGAACCCCACCAAAAACAGAGAGAAGAUUGUAGAGGUAAUGUUUGAAACUUACCAGUUUUCUGGUGUGUAUGUAGCUAUCCAGGCAGUUCUGACUUUGUAUGCUCAAGGUUUAUUGACUGGAGUAGUGGUGGACUCUGGAGAUGGUGUAACUCACAUUUGUCCAGUGUAUGAAGGCUUUUCUCUCCCUCACCUUACCAGGAGACUGGAUAUUGCUGGAAGGGAUAUUACCAGAUAUCUUAUCAAGCUGCUGCUUUUGCGAGGAUAUGCCUUCAACCAUUCUGCUGACUUUGAAACAGUUCGCAUGAUUAAAGAAAAAUUGUGUUAUGUGGGGUAUAAUAUUGAGCAAGAGCAGAAGCUGGCCUUAGAAACCACAGUAUUAGUUGAAUCUUACACACUCCCAGAUGGCCGCAUUAUCAAAGUUGGGGGAGAGAGAUUUGAAGCACCAGAAGCUUUAUUUCAGCCUCACCUGAUCAAUGUUGAGGGAGUAGGUGUUGCCGAAUUGCUUUUUAACACAAUCCAGGCAGCUGACAUUGAUACCAGAUCUGAAUUCUAUAAGCACAUCGUGCUUUCUGGAGGGUCUACCAUGUACCCUGGGCUGCCAUCACGGUUGGAACGAGAACUUAAACAGCUUUACUUAGAACGAGUUUUAAAGGGAGAUGUGGAAAAACUUUCUAAAUUUAAGAUCCGCAUCGAAGACCCACCGCGCAGAAAGCAUAUGGUGUUCCUGGGUGGUGCUGUUCUAGCAGAUAUCAUGAAGGACAAAGACAACUUCUGGAUGACCCGACAAGAAUACCAAGAAAAGGGUGUUCGUGUGCUGGAGAAACUUGGUGUGACUGUUCGAUAAACUAACUCCAGAGCUUGUUCACAUCACACCCCUAAUGCUUUCUUUUUGCCUUUAUUGCCAGUCUUUGAACUCAUUCAACUUCAGGACAUGGAAGAGUCCUCUCUGUGCCCUUUGACUGGAAAGGUCAGGUUUUAUUCUGGUGUCUUGGGGAAGCUUUGUUAAUUUUUUGUUAAUGUGGGUAAAUCUGUUUAAUUCAACCACUUCCCUACAAACAUGAUGAGAGGGCAAAGGGUCCUGUCUGCUGCUUUGUUUCUUCUAAGUAGGCAUUUAGAUCAUUCCUGUCAGCUUCCUAUUUUCACUUUACUGCUCUAAUGCGGCUAGUUUUAGUCUUUAGCACGCUAGGUGGUAUGCCUUUAUUAGCAUAAGAAAAAACUUUACAGGGGCUUUUACAUUUUAUUGGGGUGGGGGUGGUGAGGGGCGGGUGAGCGGCUGCUGACCCCUUUUACAGCAUUUCCUCCCUGGUGUGGUGCUUUCAACAGUCACUGCACAGUUGAAGUACCUUAAAGCUUCUGGAAUUAACAUUUUAGGGGGAACGUUAGACUCAGAAUUCAGGUGUUUUUGGUGGGUUUUUGCGUGGGGGCAGGGAGUGGUUUUUUUAUUUUACAAUUUUGAUUUUUUGAGCUUUUCUGCUCUGAGGUGUGUAAGAUGAAAUUUAUUUACAGUACUUUGAUUUGGCAGGUUUUCUUCUACUUUUGGUCUGCCUAGAACUGUUUCCAUGAUAUAAAAAGCAAGUGUAAUACUCCAUUACCAUGUGGCUUAGGGAUUUAUUUGUUUUGUUUUGUUUUUAAAUCAACCAUGUUAGCUGGGAGUAGACUCCCUAGAAUCUAUCAGUGCAAAAUUAACAGUUUAAAAAUGCUUUUGGAAAUUCAGAUUGCAGAUGAAAAAAGUGCUUAAGAGUGCUUCUUUUUAUACCAGAAGCAUUAAGGUAAUCCAGUGCCAAGUACCAUUCUUGCAGUUACACUUUGAUAUAUCUGACCAGUGCUUCUUUAGUAAGAAUCAGUAAAUACAUAGGAAUAAUUACUGGCAGUAGGUUAUGAUUGUUGGGUUAAAAAUAACAUUGAAAUAUGGGACUUGUUGCCAGUUGGGUAAUUUUCAUUGCUUUUUUAUUAUUAUUUUAAUUUGAAACUUGGAAGUAGAAUAAAAUUUGACUACUUAAAAUGUUGGC
This is a messenger RNA of Lontra canadensis (Northern American river otter), 2451 nucleotides long. RefSeq names its product actin related protein 2 (gene ACTR2). Gene Ontology annotation, cellular component: Arp2/3 protein complex; actin cortical patch. The transcript is spliced from 10 exons. Bases 87 to 1286 code for a protein of 399 amino acids. Gene Ontology annotation, biological process: Arp2/3 complex-mediated actin nucleation. Lineage: Eukaryota; Metazoa; Chordata; Mammalia; Carnivora; Mustelidae. The record is from RefSeq and is a predicted model, not a curated record. Gene Ontology annotation, molecular function: actin filament binding.